Pezoporus occidentalis (night parrot) is the source of this 2758-nucleotide messenger RNA. It is a transcript of the gene SEC61A2, whose product is annotated as SEC61 translocon subunit alpha 2. Gene Ontology annotation, molecular function: ribosome binding; transmembrane protein transporter activity; signal sequence receptor activity. Gene Ontology annotation, biological process: post-translational protein targeting to membrane, translocation; SRP-dependent cotranslational protein targeting to membrane, translocation. NCBI's taxonomy places the organism in Eukaryota, Metazoa, Chordata, Aves, Psittaciformes, Psittacidae. The record is from RefSeq and is a predicted model, not a curated record. Bases 599 to 1870 code for a protein of 423 amino acids. The transcript is spliced from 14 exons. Gene Ontology annotation, cellular component: Sec61 translocon complex; membrane.
UAGUGGGGCCGAUACCGCCGUUCGCCGCCGGGCCGGCAGCGCCGUGCUCGCCGGGCAGCCAUAGUCGUCCGGACCGAUGCCUGCGCGCCAGGGGGUGGGGCCCUGCGCCGGCGGCACGUGACGGCGCCGGUAGGCGGCAGAGCGUAGCGGCGGCUACAGCGGCUUGCAGCGGAGGGGAGCGGCUGGCCCCGCCGCCAUGGGCAUAAAAUUUUUAGAAGUUAUUAAGCCAUUCUGUGCAGUGUUACCCGAAAUCCAGAAACCAGAGCGAAAAGCAGGUUCAGUGGUUGGAGGCAGAAAGCUUCUAUUUCUGCUGUAUCUGUCUUACCUGUUAGUUCAUGUCAUGUUCUAGUACCUGCAGUACUCUUGCCUCCAGUGAGCACACAUCCCAGUGUUUCUGGUCCAUGGAGGAGAGAUCCAGUUCAGAGAGAAGGUGCUAUGGACAGCCAUCACACUCUUCAUUUUCUUAGUGUGCUGCCAGAAUCUGGAGCAGUAGGUUAAUAAUGACUGUCUACAACACUGAAGGGCUGUUGAAAGGCUAAAAUCCAGCUCUUGUACUGACCUGUUUGUUUGGAAGGAGGAGAUACCUUUGUUUGGAAUCAUGUCAUCAGAUUCUGCAGAUCCGUUCUAUUGGAUGCGAGUUAUUCUUGCUUCAAACAGAGGUACUUUGAUGGAGUUAGGUAUCUCCCCCAUUGUGACUUCUGGUUUGAUCAUGCAGCUGCUGGCUGGAGCAAAGAUCAUUGAAGUUGGUGACACUCCAAAAGACAGAGCCCUGUUCAAUGGAGCUCAGAAGUUAUUUGGGAUGAUUAUUACCAUUGGGCAAGCCAUUGUGUAUGUUAUGACUGGAAUGUAUGGAGAUCCUGCUGAAAUGGGUGCUGGAAUUUGUCUUCUUAUUAUAAUUCAGCUGUUUGUUGCUGGUUUGAUCGUGUUGCUGUUAGAUGAGUUGCUGCAGAAAGGCUAUGGCUUGGGAUCUGGUAUUUCCCUGUUUAUUGCUACCAAUAUCUGUGAAACCAUUGUCUGGAAGGCCUUUAGUCCUACUACCAUCAACACUGGCAGAGGGACAGAGUUUGAGGGGGCUGUGAUUGCCUUAUUUCACCUUCUGGCUACACGAACUGACAAAGUCCGGGCUUUGCGGGAAGCUUUUUACCGUCAGAAUCUGCCCAAUCUCAUGAACCUGAUUGCUACAGUGUUUGUAUUUGCUGUAGUCAUCUAUUUCCAGGGGUUUCGUGUUGAUUUACCCAUCAAGUCUGCACGCUACCGGGGACAGUACAGUAGCUAUCCGAUCAAGCUCUUCUAUACCUCCAACAUUCCCAUCAUUCUGCAGUCUGCCUUAGUUUCAAACCUCUAUGUCAUUUCCCAGAUGUUGUCUGUUCGUUUUAGUGGCAACUUCUUGGUGAAUUUACUAGGACAGUGGGCAGACGUCAGUGGUGGUGGCCCUGCUCGCUCUUACCCUGUUGGUGGCCUCUGCUACUACUUGUCUCCCCCUGAAUCCAUGGGUGCAAUAUUUGAGGAUCCUGUCCAUGUCAUAGUUUAUAUCAUAUUUAUGUUGGGAUCCUGCGCGUUCUUCUCCAAGACUUGGAUUGAGGUGUCUGGCUCAUCAGCGAAAGACGUUGCCAAGCAACUCAAAGAGCAGCAGAUGGUGAUGAGAGGCCACAGGGACACUUCAAUGGUUCAUGAGCUGAACAGGUAUAUCCCUACAGCUGCUGCAUUUGGUGGAUUGUGCAUUGGUGCCCUUUCAGUAUUGGCUGACUUCCUGGGUGCCAUUGGCUCAGGCACUGGCAUUCUGCUGGCAGUCACUAUUAUUUAUCAGUACUUUGAAAUAUUUGUAAAAGAACAGGCUGAGGUUGGAGGAGUAGGUGCAUUAUUUUUCUAGAUGUCCAAAUAUUUCAUGGUUUGUGUGGAAAGGGAAAGUAUUUUGACAACAUGCAUCAUUUAAUCCAACAAUGCUAUUUUCUUUUGACUUGUUUUCAAGUGCUGUGUGGCCCAUUCCUGCAAUGGGCACCGAGCAACGCCUGUGAGCAGCGUUAGUACCGGCUGCCUUAAGAAUCCAGUUUACAUUAUCUGUCUUGUUUAUCUAGUGUUGCCUGUGAUGCUGGAAACCAGUUCAUCUACCUUGCUGUCCAAACGCUGCAGUGAGAUGCUCAAAUGUAUCAGUUUGGUGUCAGUAAACACUUUUUGCACACAGCAUUAAAAUGUUAACUUUAUUUCCCUGUCCUUAAGAGGAGAAAAAUCUGAAUUCAAAAUUAACUGCCACGUGACAAAAUGUAUCUGGAGCUUGUAUUUUAUGUUAGUUUUUUAUACUUUUUUAACUUGCAUUUCCCCAUCACUGAACUGGGCACUCCGUCUUUUGCGCUGUCUCCACUCAAGCACCUCUCUCUUAGCUCUAAGGGUGGACAAUUAUGUUUUACUAGAGACUGAUACACAUCUCACCGGGGAGCUGGUUCUGGGGUGGGGGUUGCUGCAUCGCAGGGCCCAGGGCAUUGGGAUCUUGCCCUGCUGUGGGGGGGACAGUGUGGUGGCAGCUGCUGUCCCACUGGGAAGUGAGCCCCGCUGUUCCAUUUCAACCUGUACUUGCGCGAGCUGUGCCACUAAAACUUCAUGUCCACUUUGCUUCUGUGAGUUUAAAGAACAAGGCCUGGUUCCUCAAGCACUGUUCAGGGGAGGGAAAGGGAGAAUGAGGAGUUCCUGCUGCAGACCUUUGUCGCGCUUUACAGCGGCAAUGUACAACUGUAAACGCUAGACAAUAAACUUAUUUAAUUAA